CUCACCCACGACGACGACUCUCCGCCCUUCGACAACUUCAUAAUCAUCGACAAUGGGACGCCUUCACUCUAACGGAAAGGGCAUAUCUGCCUCCGCCAUCCCAUACUCCCGCACUCCUCCAGCAUGGUUGAAGACCACUCCUGAGCAGGUUGUCGACCAGAUUUGCAAGCUUGCAAAGAAGGGAGCUACCCCAUCGCAAAUCGGUGUUGUCCUCCGUGACAGCCACGGUGUUGCCCAGGUCAAGGUUGUGACCGGUAACAAGAUUCUCAGAAUCCUCAAGUCCAACGGCCUCGCACCAGAAAUCCCAGAGGAUCUUUACAUGUUGAUCAAGAAGGCCGUCGCUGUCCGCAAGCACCUCGAGCGCAACCGCAAGGACCAGGACUCCAAGUUCCGCCUGAUUCUCAUCGAGUCCCGCAUCCACCGCCUGUCCCGUUACUACAAGACCGUCGGUGUUCUCCCACCCACCUGGAGAUACGAGAGCUCCACCGCCAGCACCAUGGUCUCAUAGAUCAUUCGUUGGAAUGGAUGUUUAAGGAGUUGGGGCCGGAUAUCUUGCAUUAUGAUCGAGGUUACUGUUCUAAAAGCUCGGAUAGCUUAGAUCUCAGUGAAUUGAAACCCGCACGCACCACCCG
This is a messenger RNA of Pseudogymnoascus verrucosus, 632 nucleotides long. It is a transcript of the gene RPS13, whose product is annotated as ribosomal 40S subunit protein S13. The record is from RefSeq and is a predicted model, not a curated record. Gene Ontology annotation, molecular function: structural constituent of ribosome; small ribosomal subunit rRNA binding. Gene Ontology annotation, biological process: translation. The transcript is spliced from 5 exons. Bases 53 to 508 code for a protein of 151 amino acids. Lineage: Eukaryota; Fungi; Ascomycota; Leotiomycetes; Thelebolales; Thelebolaceae. Gene Ontology annotation, cellular component: ribosome; cytosolic small ribosomal subunit; nucleolus.